AUGGCCAGCCAGCAGGCGCGCGUCUCAGCCGUCGUGGCUGAGAUGGAGGCGCUUCAGUCGCGCAUAGCGGCCGCCCCAACCCGUGACGAAGCUCUGGACCUCGCUAUCAAAGCUGCCGAGUUGUGCAUGCAGGCGCUGAAAAUUGCUACUGACAAACGCCAGAAAGCAGAUCUGAGCUCGCAGUGCCAAACCCUACUCACUGAAGCUGAGCGCAUCAAGAAGUCGCCCGAAUGGCCAGCAGCGCACCUUCCGAAUAUCUCAUCGCUCAGUUUGGAUUCCACUCCGUCACAGACUGCUAGGACCGCAUCGCCCCUCAACUCGUCACCUCAGAAAUACCCGAAAUUGAAGCCGGAACCUAUUUCCGAUCGAGUCCUCCCUACGGCCGAGCAAAUCCUACUGCUGAAGAGCUCCAAGAUCAAUGGCGCGACUUUCCCUCCGUGGAAAGACAACCCUACAGCAGCUGAUUUCAUCCUGAAGCCAGGCGAGCCCGCAUUCGUCGACGACGCUGAACUCCGUCUUUCCUCAGCUCAGCUAGAGUCUUUCGAUGGCUGGAAGCGUGCCAAGGAUGCUUUGCCACCUCCAGCCUGGGCAACCAGCGGUACUGCCAAGACCGGACCCACGAUGAUCACGGAGAAUCGUAAUGACCUGGUGCAGGAUGCCGCGACUGACUGCUCGGUCGUCGCCAGUCUCCUAGCCGGCACCGCCAGGGUCGAGCGUGGCAAUGACAAGCUCCUUUCUAACUUCCUCUGGCCUUACGACUACGCCAAUGGCGUGCCACUUCUCUCAGAGAACGGCAAGUACGUUUUUCGCAUGAACUUCAACGGUUGCUGGCGGAAGGUAGUUGUAGACGAUCGUUUGCCCGUGUCAAAAACUACGCGCAUGCUUCACGUCCUCGAUCGCCAAAACCCUUCGCUUUUGUGGCCUGCGCUUCUGGAGAAGGCCUAUCUCAAGGUCCGUGGAGGAUAUGAUUUUCCGGGCAGCUCUUCCUGCACUGACCUCUGGGCUCUUUCCGGCUGGAUCCCUGAGCAGAUCUACCUUCCUGAAGCUGAUAUUAUACCCAACGAGCUGUGGGCCCGACUUUUCAACUCUUUCGGAUAUGGAGACAUUUUGAUGACCGUUGGUACUGGGAACAUGAGCCGGCGGGCUGAAAAGGAGUUGGGACUUGAAAGUCAACAUGAUUACGCCGUACUCGACCUAAAGGAGAAAAACGGCGAAAAGAAGCUUCUUCUCAAGAAUCCUUGGGCUGAAGGAACUGGAUGGCGGAGUGCGCGUCGGCCAUCGUAUGCGACUGAGGAUGAUGCUCCGGGACCCUCGAUCGACCCGGAUGAGCAGAAUCUCGCGCCAGGUACUUUCUGGAUCAGUCUCGAGCAAGUCUUCCAGAACUUUGAAAAUGUGUAUGUGAACUGGAACCCAGCCCUGUUUAGCUACAGGCAGGAUAUCCAUUUCCAAUGGAACCUGGCUUCUUCCCGCCAUGUUCCAGGCUGUUUCAUCGACAAUCCCCAAUUCUCUCUGAAGGUCGAAGGCGGCGAGCCAGUCUGGCUUCUACUUUCUCGACACUUCAAAGAUACCGAAGUCGACAGUAGGAACGGAAGCGGACCACCUCAAAGGAGUGCAACAGCAACUCCUGGUGUCAACUCUGGUGCAGACAGUGGGUACUUUUCUCGCGUGUCCCCGGAAACGAGUCAGACGAGGUCGGAAUCCUCCAUUCAUGGUGACCUUGCUCAUGGCUAUAUCAGCCUGUACAUCUUCGAUGAGGGUGGCAACCGUGUCUACACUAGCACGGAUGCACUUGAGAGCGAUCCAUUCGUGAGCAGCCCGCAGAUGCUCCUCAAAUGGAAGAAUCCCUCCAAGGCAACGUAUACCGUGGUAGUCGAGCAGAUGGAGCUCCCGGCCGACACAUACACUUUCACCCUGUCCGCAUUUUCUCCCAAGCGCGUGCACCUUGACCACGCCAGAGAGAAACACGCUUGCAGCUCGAAGCGGAAGUCGGCGUGGAGCAAGAGCACCAGCGGCGGCAACCUGCAAAGUCCAGAGUUCAGCAAGAACCCGCAAUUCAAGCUCUAUGUGACACAGGCAACGUCUCUGGCUGUGCUGCUGCAGGUACCCGACGAGGAUAUCAAAGCCAACGUGGUCGUUCUGCACGGCAAGGGCAAGAGGGUGCACGCUGUCAAAAACCGCGACAUAGUGGUCAGCUCAGGGCUAUACAAGAAACACUGCGCCUUCGCGGAGAUUCAAAACUUAGACGCAGGCGUGUACACGAUUGCUUGCUCUACGUUUGAGGGUGGACAGGAAGCAAGCUUUGACCUCCGGGUGGAUAGCGAUGUUCGUUGCGAGCUGACACCAAUCCUUCAAGAAGGAGCUGGGAUGGUGUCGAUGCAGUUGGCGCAGGCGUGCUUCAACCCCACAGGCAACCGAAUCGCAGCGCCGGUGGUACCGCGGAAGCUCGUUCGCGUGAAGAUUGUUGCGAGGUUCACGCGGGCCUUUGGCACUCACGACGCUGCCGGGUUCCAGGCACGGACGCGCAGCCCACUUCGGGUAACGCUAGAGAUCGGACGCGGACCAGAUCGCCGGAUUCUGAUCUCUAGCUCGGGCGGCGAAUACAGCGACGCAGAGGGUGGUGUUCGCACCGAGGAGGUGGAUCUCAGGCCAGACAUGCUGCUCCAGGGCGACAUGUGGCUUGUCCUGGACAGGCUGAGCGGACCGACUACGGGAUACUCGGAAUGCUACGCGGUCGAGCUGUUUUGCGACAGCACGAACGGAGCCACGGUGGGCGUAUGGCGGGGCUGGGAUGCGUGA
Messenger RNA from Lasiodiplodia theobromae, 2796 nucleotides. RefSeq names its product Calpain-like protease ory. The record is from RefSeq and is a predicted model, not a curated record. Bases 1 to 2796 code for a protein of 931 amino acids. The transcript has a single exon. Gene Ontology annotation, molecular function: calcium-dependent cysteine-type endopeptidase activity. NCBI's taxonomy places the organism in Eukaryota, Fungi, Ascomycota, Dothideomycetes, Botryosphaeriales, Botryosphaeriaceae. Gene Ontology annotation, biological process: proteolysis.